This is a messenger RNA of Meloidogyne enterolobii, 956 nucleotides long. The record is from the annotation of a GenBank genome assembly. NCBI's taxonomy places the organism in Eukaryota, Metazoa, Nematoda, Chromadorea, Rhabditida, Meloidogynidae.
UUUUAUAUUUUCAAAAUUUUUUAGUCAUUUUAAAUAAUUCCAAGUUUUUACUAAUGCCUGCAAAACAACUAACACUUAUUGAAUUGUUUUCAAAAUCUGCUGGGAAGGAAAAUGUUGGAAAUAAACGUGUUGUGGCUUGCCGACCAACUGGGGAUUCUCCAGAACGAAAAAGGCUAUCAAGUUUUAAUUGCAACAUACUUCCUUCUAUAAAACUCAAUGUUGAAAAUAUUAAUUCAAACACAUCAACAACAUUUGAUAAUAUUCUUAAAGAACAAAAUCAACAAUCAUUAUUAUCAUCCCCGUUGCCAAAUGAACAAUUGGAUUCAAUUUUUUGUACUUUAGUAGAACCUGAAUGGAGGAAAUUGUUAACAUCAGAAUUAAAAAAGGAAUAUAUCAAAUCAAUUCAUCAAUUUUUGAUUAGCCAAUAUGAAAAGGGUACCGAUAUUUUUCCGCCUCGUUCUCUUAUAUUUAACGCUUUCAACUUGACACCUUUUAAUGAAAUUAAAGUUGUUUUGCUUGGCCAAGAUCCUUACCACAACGUGUCUCAAGCGCAUGGACUUUGUUUCUCUGUUCCGCAGGGAACGGCGCCUCCUCCAUCUCUCAAAAAUAUUUAUAAAGAGCUUUCCUCAGAAUUCCCAGACUUUAAAAUUCCAAUUCAUGGAGAAUUAACUUGCUGGGCCAAACAAGGAAUUUUUAUGCUUAAUGCUACUUUAACUGUCGAAGCACAUAAACCAAAUUCACAUUCCAACAUUGGCUGGCAAAUAUUUACCGAUUCAGUUAUUAAAUGAAUUAGUUCAAAAUCAAGUAAUGGAGUGGUGUUUUUACUUUGGGGUGGGUUUGCGCAUCGAAAGGAAAAGUUGGUUGAUAAAAGUCGUCAUCGAGUUAUUAAGGUAAUUUUAAAUAUUUUAAGUUUGCAACUUGGUUUUGAGUUUGUUUUUGAUUUAUUUUUAAGUUUC